This is a messenger RNA of Myotis daubentonii (Daubenton's bat), 2164 nucleotides long. It is a transcript of the gene PDX1, whose product is annotated as pancreatic and duodenal homeobox 1. The record is from RefSeq and is a predicted model, not a curated record. NCBI's taxonomy places the organism in Eukaryota, Metazoa, Chordata, Mammalia, Chiroptera, Vespertilionidae. Gene Ontology annotation, cellular component: nucleus. Gene Ontology annotation, biological process: regulation of transcription by RNA polymerase II; type B pancreatic cell differentiation. Gene Ontology annotation, molecular function: DNA-binding transcription factor activity, RNA polymerase II-specific; RNA polymerase II cis-regulatory region sequence-specific DNA binding.
GACCUGGGCCUCGCUUCUUAAGGCAGUCAGACCGGCCAAUAAUGGCCCCAGGCAGAGCCACGUGGGCCACAGCGGAGCCUAUGGCGGGGCAGCCGGCCAGCGAGUCCCCGCCAACAGCGGGUUCUCUCUGAGAGCAGAGCGAAGCUGUCAAAAAGAGUAGGGGUGGCGCCGGGAGUGGGAGAGCUGCACAGCUCCGAGUCCCCGGCUCCAGGUCCCCACUCUGGGUCCUCAAACCCGGGUAGCAGCCAUGAACGGCGAAGAGCAAUACUACGCGGCCACGCACCUUUACAAGGACACAUGCGCUUUCCAGCGGGGCCCGGCGCCCGAGUUCAGCGCCAGCCCCCCGGCGUGCCUGUACAUGGGCCGCCAGCCCCCGCCGCCACCGCCUCCGUUCCCCAGCACCCUGGGCGCGCUGGAGCAGGGCAGCCCGCCAGACAUCUCCCCGUACGAGGUGCCCGCCCUCGCGGAGGACCCCACGGUGGCACACCUCCACCACCAUCUCCCUGCUCAGCUCGCGCUCCCCCACCCGCCCUCCGGGCCUUUCCCGGAUACAGCCGUGCCAGGCGCCCUGGAGGAGCCCAGCCGCGUCCAGCUGCCUUUCCCAUGGAUGAAGUCUACCAAGGCUCACGCGUGGAAAGGCCAAUGGGCAGGCAGUGCCUACUCCGCAGAACCCGAGGAGAACAAGCGGACGCGCACGGCCUACACUCGCGCGCAGCUGCUGGAGCUGGAGAAGGAGUUCCUGUUCAACAAGUACAUCUCCCGGCCGCGCAGGGUAGAGCUGGCCGUCAUGCUGAACUUGACCGAGAGGCACAUCAAGAUCUGGUUCCAGAAUCGCCGCAUGAAGUGGAAAAAGGAGGAGGACAAGAAGCGCGGCUGCGGGACAGCCGCCGGGAGUGGCGGGGACCCGGGGCCGGGGCCGGGGCCGGGGCCGGGGCCGGAGCAGGACUGCGCGGUGACCUCGGGCGAGGAGCUGCUGGCGCUGCCACCGCCGCCGCCCCCCGGGGGAGCCGCGCCGCCAGCGGUUCCUGCUGCGGCCCGAGAAGGCCGGUUGCCCCCAGGCCUCAGUGCGUCGCCGCAGCCCUCCAGUGUCGCAGCCCUGCGGCCGCAGGAACAUCGGUGAGAAGCGGGGUCUCUUCCUUGUCAGUGGCACUGACCACUCACAGAGGGAGCGGGCCUAGGGCCCGGUGAGGACCACUGGCGCGGUUUGCAGGGGGCCUGGAACUGCGGCGCCCACCCUGCCGGGAGGGGAGAAGCACUCCCCGGCCCGGGCCUGUGGGGGCCGGUGGGGUAGCGCUGGCUGACCUUCCGGAAGAAGGGACAGGUUCCUGUAAAUCUGAGGCCUCUUCUGGUGAUACUGUUGAAUCGGCCUCGGCUGCCACUAUUGUGCAGGUCCCAGCACUCCAUAACCAAGCACCUCUUUAGAGAAACCAACUCUGCAAAAGGAAAAACUGUACUAAUUGGAACCCUCUCCAACACAUGGCCGGCAGCUAAAUGGAUGCUAUUAUCUGCCCAGAAACAGAGCCAUUUUGAUUCAGGUUUCUGCCUUAACAGUUUAGAAAUAAUUGAAAGGAGGUGUCAAAGACCCAGUGAAAUAGAUGCCCCUGAAUAAUCCAAGCCCCUUCUCCUUCUCUUCCUCCUCUUUCUUUGUUAAUCUGCUUAGCACAGCCAAUCCCCAGUGCACAUCCUUUCUUCAGCCUGCACCUCUUCCCUCUGAAGAAGACAUCUUGCAAUGGAAACUGGGUCGCAGCAGGGCUAGGGGAUGGGGGCAGAGCAAGAGGCCCUGUAUACCCCCUUGGUCCAGCGCUUCAGAGAGAGCAGAGAGUGAGAGGCCUGGAGCGAGGAGUUUAGGGGAGAAAGAUAGACCCACAGGUGAGCUUUCUAUUUAGAUGUGCGUUUAAUUACUGGUCUCAGGGCAGGGAGGCUGUGUGGAAGGCAAGCAUGGUGGCCUGACCCUCCUUGGAAUUUAGUCACAAAGCCAGUGUGAUUUCCACAUCUUUACAAAUGAUAAAAACACGUGGUUGAGAAGUUUGGGAAACUGGUUAUUUUUAUUUAAUGUUGUAAAACUACCUAACAGUUUUUUAACAAAUACGUCUAUGGUUUCCAAGUCAGUUUUGGUUUGAGUCUGAGCCUUGCAUGCAGGUGAUGUUUGUGGAAAAUGCUUAAU